Acaulospora morrowiae is the source of this 625-nucleotide messenger RNA. NCBI's taxonomy places the organism in Eukaryota, Fungi, Glomeromycota, Glomeromycetes, Diversisporales, Acaulosporaceae. The record is from the annotation of a GenBank genome assembly.
AUGGCCACACCACAAGAAAAAACAUUUAUUUUAUUACCACCGGCUCCCGUGGAUAUUGGUAAGGCGCAUUGCAGGGUAUCAAAAAUUAUCUUAGAGAAACGAAAUAUUGUUGAGGGUCAAUGGGUUCGCUUAGAUUCCGGAGAGGCGAGCGCCAUCGAUGUUAACUUAAUAAUCAGGUUUAAGUAUGUUGAUGAAGAGAAUGUGGAAGAGAGACAGUUUCUUGAUUUUGGUUUUGUCUGGAAUAAUGGUUCGGAAAUUGUCAGGCGCCAGACGAUGAGAAGUAUGUUAAAGGGUAUGCCUGUGUGUAAAGGAUUUGUGAUAUCUGAUCAAAGGAGUUGUCUAGAGAUCGAGAUCCUCGAUGUGUCCCCUUCCGAUACCUUAUCAUUUUUCACAAAGGACACAAACAUUAAUUUAUUCGAUAAAGAAAAUGUCAAUGCAAAUCUAAGUAACAUGGACGAUCUUGAUUCGAUUACUUCUUCAUUGGAGGCUAUGAAAUUGAAUGAAAACAGCUCCAACGAAGCUAUUCCUGGAUUGGAACAAGCUUAUAAAGCACUCUACGAAGUCGUUAGUUAUCCGUUGUUGUAUCCAGAUUUAAUUCAACAGUUGAACAUCGAAUGCCCUAAAG